This is a messenger RNA of Gossypium raimondii (Peruvian cotton), 5036 nucleotides long. RefSeq lists its product as uncharacterized. Lineage: Eukaryota; Viridiplantae; Streptophyta; Magnoliopsida; Malvales; Malvaceae. The record is from RefSeq and is a predicted model, not a curated record. Bases 170 to 4825 code for a protein of 1551 amino acids. The transcript is spliced from 12 exons.
CAUCAUCGCUGUCACCUUUGAUCAUUCUUACAUAUCUAACAAUCCAACCUUCGAUUUUUCAAAAACUCAUCAAAGUUCCAGAAGAAUCAUAGUCAAUUUUCUAUAGUAUUCUCAAGUUCAGAUUUUCCGAUUCAGGUUCGGAGUUGAUCACUUUUUCCUCCAUGAAAAGAUGGCAACUGAAGCAGAAAUCAUUCCAGAACCCAUUUCUGUAGUGAAAGCAGAAGAGGAGAUUAGCAAACCUAUUUUGGAUUUGAAGAAAUCCGAAGGUGGAGUCGCCGCACCUGCCGGAACGGAUGAAUGUUUGGACAAAGCAACCAACCAAGAAUUAGCCAGGAAUAAUGGGGUUGAAGCCUUGAAUGCUGUCUCUCAAGGGAAUCCAGAAAUAUCCAAGGGUGAAAGUUUUUCAAUGUCACCUGAGGUUUCUGAGACCUGUGGAAUGCCAGAUCAUAACACGAUUGAUGACACUCCAUUGAAAGCUGAUAAGAUACCGGAGAAUGAUGGAAAGAUGUCGAAGAGUGAGGCAACUGCAGACCAUGAUUCUUCUCUGGAAGAGAAAUGUGGGAGUAUUGUAGAAGAAACAAGCCAAAAUGCUGAUGUUGAGUCCAAUAAACAAGAGGCUAACUUAGAGCUCAAGAAACAAGCUUUGAGUGAUAACCAUGAUCUGAUAAUUGAAAGCUCGAAUGAGGCUAAUGAAAUAGUUAGCAAGGACGAUCACUCAGAUAUUGUUCAAGAGAAACUUGAAGAGAAAAGCAUUGAAGAAACAAAAGACACCGAACCAGAGAAGCUGCCUGCCAUAGUGGGAAAGGAAGAGAGUGCUGAGGCAACUGAUCUGAUUGAAACAUCAGCAAGAGAAAAGGACCAAAUCAUUUCUGAUAGCAUCGGAGACACCUUAACCUCGAAAGUAGCUGAAACCUCAGAGAUCAAGGACAAUGAUACAACCUUGGAAAUCAGUGAGAUCGCCAAGAAAGAGAAUGAGAAUCCACACGAGGAGGCCACUUGCAUGCAUGAACCUGCAGCGGAAGUGGAAACAAAGCUUGAAGAGGUGAGUAAAGAACCAGAAAUGGAGGAACAUCCUAUAGCUGACAUCUCGAGUUCAUCGACAGGCGAUGAAAUCAUGAAAGAAAGCACAGAGGAAAAUGAAAGCAUCCCAUUGAAGUUAACAGAAAAUGCAAGUCCUUCAUUAGAAAUUCAAGACUCAAAAAAGGAUACUGAAGAGAGAACCUUAGUAGAAGGAAGUAUCGAUACUGCUGACCCGGAAUCGGCACCGGCUGCAGCAGAAUCAGAAGAGACAAAGCUAAAGGAAGCUCCUAUAUCUGACAUCUCGAGCUCAAUGAUUAGUGAUGAAACUGUGAAGGAAAGCACAAAGGAAGAUGAAAGCACCCCAUUGAAGGCAAGCUCUUCAUCUGAGCUUGAGGAAUUGAACAAGGAUGCUGAAGAGAAAACCUUAGUAGAAGAAAGUAUCGAUGCUGCUGACAGGGAAUCUGCACUGGCUGCAGUGGAACCAGAAGAGACAAAGCUAAAGGAAGCUGAAGCAGAUGCAGAAGAGAAAAAGCAGGAAACAGAAAAUGUUGUUGCCACUGAAGAAAACAGGCUAGCAACAACCGAACAUGAAAGUGUCCACGUAGAUGGUGCAGACAAUGAGGUGGAACAGGACAAGUCCUCCUUAUCAUGCGAGAAGGACAAGGAGAUAUCCAGGGAAGAAGAUGGAAUGCAGGAUAAAGUUCCAUAUGAGCACUCUGAAACUCCUGUGCCACAAGCAACAGAUGAGAUAUUAAUGGAAAAGGCAGAUGAUCCAACAUUAGAUGUUCCAACAAUAGAGUCCAAAGAGACUGGGCCAGAGCAGUUGGCCGAGGAAUCAUAUGUGCAUACAGAACAGGAGACUGGAGAAUGCAUCUCUGUAGCAAAAACAUCGCAAGAUGAACAAUUAUCAGAUUUAGGAUUGGAAAAAGAGAAGAUCGAAGAUGGAAAGCAGUCAGAUGAAGCCGUGGAUUCAGGAGACACCUCAGGCAUGUACAAAGAUGUCGAAAAGGCCAUCCAAGAAGAAGGUAAUUUAGCUGAGAGCUUGGCAGAAACUGAAAUGCCAAAAGGAGCUCAGGAUCAGAUUCCCGAGGUCAUAAACAUGAAUGAUAAUGAAGGACAAAGUAAGAAACCAAUCGCCGAACUGAGCAAGAGCCAAGCCGAUGAAACCAUUACCGAGGUUCAGAACCAAGAAAGUGAAAAACAGAUAAACGAGGAACCGGCAGACAAACCCGAGGUUGAACAAAAUGCCUAUGAGGUUACCAAGGCUGUCAUCUUGUCUGAAGAGGUGGAAGACUACAGUUCCGUCUCAAAAGAAUGUCUGAAGGAAGGAGAAUCAAAGGAACAGGUAGAAGUGAAAAACUUGGAGUUUGAAGAUCAUUCAAUCAAGGACCGAGAAGCAUCCGUCAUCGUAGAAUCAGAAGAUAGGAGACAGGAUCAAGAGUCUGGAGACCCUGUAAGUACAGGCACCAAAGACGCAGAAUCAGAAGAAAAAAUUAAGGACAUUGUUGAUGAAUCCAAGCAUGAUUGUCAAGACAAGAGUCACGAAAUUUUGACAGAAGUCGGAGUUGAGACAAGCUUAGACAACACCAAGGUGAAUGAGGAGCUUGCGACUUUGAGCUCAGUCAAGACGAGUCUAGAAACUUGUGAGAGUGAUGCUAAUCAAGAGACUAAAGAGGUCGAAAAUCCACAACAUGAACUGGAGAAAACAGAAUCAGCCUUGGAACCAGAAGUGAAUGAAGUUGAACAAGCCAAAGCUGUGCCUGAAACAUCAUCCGAAUGCUUAUCUCAAAGUCUUCAAACUUCUACCACGACAUUGGCUUCCAAGCAAGAAAUUGAAACCACACAAUUGAGUGAGAAGAUAAAAGAACAGAUACAAGAGGUUGCUGAAAUAGUUAAACAUGAGAGUUCGGAGGAUUCUUCGGAAACAAAAACAAUAGAAGAGGUAAGCUUGCAAAAGGAAGAAGAGACAGAGCCCAAGGUUGUUUCAGUAGAAGAAACCAUAGUUGAUCAGGGUCUUCAAAAUGAGGAACCCAAAGAUCAAAUUCAGACAACAUCUUUGACAUUGCCUUCUAAGGAUGAAUUAUCUGAUGCAAAGCAAAUGGCAGAGAUAUGCUUGGAAAAAGAAGAGGUUGAUGAGCUUGGAGAUGGUAAGAAAGCUGAAACUGGUGCUGCUUGUGCUAUUCAAGUGGAGGAACCAAAGGAUCAAAUUCUAGCUUCAGAAUUGCCUGAAGCUGUUGGGGGUCAAGAAACUACUGUUGCUCAAGCUUCAAUAACUGAGGAACCAACUAAGCUUGAAACAAAGGAAGAUGACAAAACAAUGGAAACUGAAGUGAAAGAAGAUGAGAGUCCAGAGAAGAUCCAAGAACAAACAACAGAGGUUGAAGGAGCCUCAAAUGUCGAAGUUGAGACAAGUGAAAAGGCUUUUGACAAUGAAUUAAUCAAAGAGGAACUUGUCAAAGCAAUAGAUGAAGAAAAUCAGUGUGACAAAACAAAUGAAAUCAUAGUGAAUGAAGUUUCAAAAGAAGAGGUCCAGGGUGUUGCUGAAACAUCUUAUCUGACUUCAGAACCGGAACUGCCGGUGAAAGAUGGCCUAGGAGAAGACAAGCUAAAGGGUAAACUGAUUGAAGACAAAGCAUCGGAAACCACUCAAACUGAAGAGCACGUUGUGGAAGCUCAAAAGAUGAGUGAAAAUGAGAUAGCUGAAAAGCAGAUUGUUUGUGAGGAUAAAACUGUUGGAAAUCCUGCCCAAGCUUCAGUUGCAAAGAUAGAAACCGCAACAGUGGUACAAGAGGAAUCAAGUUUAGAAUUACCAAAGUCAGAUCCAGAAGGUACCAAGGGUUCAGAUAAUCAGAUUUCCAGGGAAUUAGAGCCGAUUGAAAACACAGAGAUAACAAGUUCACCAGUUAAAGAAUAUGUUCCAAUAGAUUUGCAGGACAAAGUUGCAGAAUCCUCUGAGAAAGCUGAAGUUGAAGAUGUCAAAGAGGUUUACCUAAAGGAAGCAGAAGUUGGCCAUGGUGGAGACAAAAUAACAGACGAAUCCAGUGAAGAAAUAACCAAGAAGUCUACAUCGGUGGAGGAUUCAACUGAGAUUAAGGAGCUAAAAGAUGAACAUGCGGGAGACAAGACAAAUGAAACCUCAGAAACCCCAAUAUUAGAAAAUCAAAAUGAAAAGCUCACUGUGGAAACUCUAAAGGACGAUGGUUCAAACAACAAUUUUAAGAAAGAGAUUGUUGAAGAAGAUCGAACUGUGAAGGAUCAAGAACAAGCGCCAGUUGCCGUGAAAGAAGCCAUAACUGUUCCAGGAGAAGCAAUUGAGAAGCCUGAAGCAAGAGAUUUGCAACCUGAAAAAGCUGGGGUUGAUAAUGGAGAAGAGAAAACAGAUAAUUCAGGUGUUGAAAUAAAACUGGAACCUGCAUCCACAGGUACUGGUAAUUUAUCAUUGUCCGAUCUACUCCAACAAUCUACAGAAAAGAAAGUGGAGGUGGCUGAACGUGUGAUUGAAGAGAGGGAACUUACAGUAAGCAAGGAAGCAGCACCGGUGGAAGCUGCAGGAACUAUUCAAGCCAAAGAUUUAAAAACUGAUGAAGUACCUGAAGGAGAGGAACAGAAUAAGACCGACUCUGGCUCGGAUGCUCCAGUGAUGGUGGAAGCACCGAGAGAAGCUGAAACUAAACCACCCAAGAAAUCUCAAAACAUACUAUCAGGUGUUGGGUCCAAAGUCAAGAACUCAAUUUCCAAGGUGAAGAAAGCAAUUACUGGUAAAUCUUCUCAUCCAAAAGAACCAAAAGCAAUAUCACCAAAGUGAAGCGAGAAAUGAAGAUCAUCCUCAAUUCUUAGUACAUAAUCACAUAUUUUAUGAUUUGUUUUAUAAGGGUUUGUUUUCUGUCAAAUAUUUUAUGAUUUGUUAAGCUUGGUGAGUUUUUUGUGCAGAUUGAGAAAGCAGUUUCUGUAUUCUUUGGUAUAAAAAUACUUGAACAAUUACAUGAUUGUGAAAAGGAUUUUAAAUAGUUGCAGUC